Ctenopharyngodon idella (grass carp) is the source of this 976-nucleotide messenger RNA. It is a transcript of the gene ponzr1, whose product is annotated as plac8 onzin related protein 1. The record is from RefSeq and is a predicted model, not a curated record. Bases 197 to 562 code for a protein of 121 amino acids. The transcript is spliced from 4 exons. NCBI's taxonomy places the organism in Eukaryota, Metazoa, Chordata, Actinopteri, Cypriniformes, Xenocyprididae.
AAUGCCUUAAUCUUAUUCCACAGAACUGCUAACAACUUCUGGUAACGACACGCCUUCUCUUUGUGUUAAGUUGACAACAAAGCAGGCAAACGUUUUGUCACUCAGAGUGGCGCACUUAUUUGCGGUCUAGAGCUUUUUUAAGUUUCAUUUCUCUGCAGACCACCAGCGCAACACUUCUCAAAACAGAAAGUAAGUCAUGGCACAAACUACGAUUGUGACAACCCAGCAUGUCUCCUCUGGUACUUGGACUACAGGCAUUUGUGAUUGCUGUUCUGAUAUGGGCACAUGUUGCUGUGCCCUAUGGUGUUUCCCGUGCAUGCAGUGUCAGACUGUGUCUCAGUUUGGUUGGUGUUUCUGCAUGCCAUUGCUGGACUGCUGCAUGGUGGUCUCAUGCUGUCUCCGCCAGAAGAUGAGAGAACAAUACAACAUUCAUGGUUCAUGCUGCGAUGACUUUUGCACUCUCUGCUGCUGUUAUCCUUGUGCCUGGUGUCAGAUGUCUCGAGAAAUCAAGACUCGUGCUCGUUCUGGCACUGUGGUCACCCAACAAAUUAUUCAUAGUUAGAGAUCAGUUUUGCUGUGAUUUCUGAUAUGGGCAAAAAUAUGUGGAGAUGGCGAAAACUGGUGCCCUCUACCAAGUGUUGCAAUGUAAAAAGUGUUUUUAUAUUGUAUGCAUGACUGCCUUUUUCAGAGCUUUUUUAUAAGUUGUCUUAUCCUGUUAUACUCCUGUUGUACACUGCUUAUAUUCUGCAACCAAUACAUAGAUUUUUGUAACUCGCUUCUUUCAUACUGUUCUGGAGAUUACAAAACAUAGGCACAACAUAGACAUAUAGUAUAUGUACUGCAAGUUAUUAUCAAAAAAACAUCCUUAUUACAUUAAUAUAUUGUAGUACAAUUAUAUUAGUUUACUCUGUUAGUUUACUGUUAAUUCAUUUUGUAUAAGUUCUUUCCAGUAAUAAAAUGAUGAGGUAAAAACCUG